Sipha flava (yellow sugarcane aphid) is the source of this 1484-nucleotide messenger RNA. RefSeq names its product ataxin-10. The coding region runs from base 337 to 1449 and encodes 370 amino acids. Gene Ontology annotation, cellular component: cytosol. Gene Ontology annotation, biological process: neuron projection development. Lineage: Eukaryota; Metazoa; Arthropoda; Insecta; Hemiptera; Aphididae. The record is from RefSeq and is a predicted model, not a curated record. The transcript has 5 exons.
UGCACCGCCCAUGAACAGGACAUCGAACAUCGGAUGGAUUUGUUUUUCAUUGACUGUUUCUGAGAAGAGAUUCAUUUUCCUGCAAAUAAUUAAUUAAAAAAUAUAUAGGUAUUGGUAAUUUGAUUGUGGCACUAAUUUUACGACAGUGUGGUGAGGACACGGAAAAAAACUAUCGGUGAUACAUCGACAUCAUCGUAUGUUUAAAAUAUCAAAUUUUAUCGGUGUACCGUUGAACUUACUCUUCGCUCCAAACUCGAACGAUGAUCGCCGGCUAGUCGUCCGUGUUAAUGUUCAGCGGUCUUGUUAAGCGCACUGUAAAGUCUGCGUCGCGCGAAGAUGGAUCUGCGAUCGUUGGAGGACGAUUUCGCGAGUCACUUUAUGCGAAUCUACUUGAUUCGCGCAAAAUCUUUGUCAGCGGUUCACGGGUCCGACAAAACGUGCCCGACCGCCGACGCUGAGUUGGAAUACGCCACGGACGCUUUCCGUUGGCUCCGGAACCACUCGCCACGACUGUCGUCCAGCGCUAAACACGAGUUGUUGGAAUCCGGAUUGGUACCGCUCUGCUGUUGGUUUUGUGACCACUACUUCGUCGACGUACCGCUCAGCCGCAGCGUACUGUUACAGUUCUUGGCCAAUUUUUCUGUAAACCAUUGCGAAGCUCAACGAAUUGUAUUUCAAGAUUUUAACGGCACACUAAGAAAUUUUAUAUCUUCAUCGGAUGAUUCUAAGUUAUUGAAUAAUUCAAUAAUGCUGCUGUAUAAUUUAUGUUUAUACAAUACUCAUUUUAGACAAGAUGUUUUAAAAGAUGAAAAAGUAAUUAAAAAAAUCAUGGAACACUGGACUCACAAUGAAAUAGAGUAUAGUAAAAUAUUUUUAGAUUCCAUCUUCUCAAGUUCUGAAGAUUUCUUAUGUACCUAUACAAAUCUUUCUUAUACUUCAAAAGAACAACUUACGAGCAUGUUAUCCAUUUGGUUGGAUCACUAUAUUGAAGAUGUGUCUUUAGAUGUUAUAUAUGUAAUAAUAGACAAUUUUUUUAUUAACUGCACUGUUGAAGAAAUAACCAAUAAUAUAGUGAAUGUUCUUGCCAAAGCAUCUAGUAUAGAAAAAUUUAAAUCUGAUAUAAAACAACACACUCCUCUAUUAAAAAAAUCAAUGGACAUUUUAAUAACUAUUCAUGAACAGGGUAAGGAUUCAAAUAAUGACUUUAGCCCAGUCAAAGGCUUGUCAGAUUUAUUGGUUAAUUUUGAAAUACAAAAGCAGCAUAGAUUUUGGUUUAAAUCCGAUAUAAUAAGACUGAUAGCAAAUAUGUGUUAUAACCAUAAAGAACACCAACAUUUGAUGGGUGUUAAUAAUAUUAUUCCAAUACUAUUGGAGUGUUGUUCAUUUGAUGCUAAAAAUCCAUGUGAGUUACAUAUACAUAAUAUAUAUAUAUAUAUAUACAGUGUGUAAACAGUAAUCGAGAACACUCAAUAUCUUUUUGUAGA